AACAGGUUCUCAGUUCACACACUCAGUGCAGCCUACUAUAAAAUGGCUCGUCUUCGAAAUCGAAGAUGUGAAGCAUCCAAUCAUCUUGCUCUCCGAUCCUCAGCUCGAAGCUGCAGCGACGCAAAUCCAUUCGCUGGGCAGCGGCGAAAUAGCAAUGGCGCCUGCUGCUGUCGAGGCAUCUGGCCAGCAGCCACCCGUCCGCGUCGUGAGCCGCCGCCUCGUGAAGGCCUCCGACCCGUCCAUCCAGCCGCACACCGCCGCCGUCUCCAACAUCGACCUCUACAACGGCGGCACGGGGCAGUUCCGCAUCGCCUGCCUCUACCCCGACGAGCUCCCCAAGGCCGGGCGCAGCUUCGCCGACGUCGUCGCCGCCUUCGAGUCCGGCCUGCCGUCCCUGCUCAACAACUAUUACCCUCUCUGCGGCCGCAUCGCCGCCGACCCGUCCUCCGGCCUCCCCGAGCUCCACUGCCACAACCAGGGCGCCGACCUCGUGGUCGCGGAGGUCGACGCCGCCAUGGGCAGCCUGGACUUCGGCGAGGCGGAGACGCUCAAGAAGCUCGCGCUGCCGUUCCCCGAUGACGUCGGGCUCUCGGUGCAGCUGCUCUCCUUCGCCUGCGGCCGCUUCGCCGUCAUGUGGGGGAUCAACCACCUCCUCGGCGACGGGUCCGCCAUCACCCAGCUCAUCCGCAAGUGGUCCGAGCUCUCGCGGUCGGGGACGAUCGCCGAGGCGGGGGCGCCCAGCCACGACCGCUCGGUGUUCCGCCCCCGCGACCGGCCGUCCUACGGCGCCCGGGUCGCCGAGCUGUUCGCGACGUUCGACGAGAGCCGGAUGGUGAACGUCCUCACGGCGCACGACAGCUUCGUCGAGCGCCUCUACUACGUGGAGGCCGGCGACCUCGACCGGCUGCGCGAGGCGGCGACGGCGAGCGGCAAGGGCGGCAGGCGCCCGUCCCGCGUGCAGGCGCUGUCGGCGUACCUGUGGAAGGCGCUCGCCGGCGUGGUGGCCGCGUCGCGGGUGCCCGAGGAGCGCUGCCGCCUGGCGUGGUGGGUGGACGCCCGGCAGCGGCUGGCGGCGCCGGAGCUCGCGGCCGUGAUGCCCAACUACUUCGGCAACGCCACGACGUACACCGCCGCGGACGCGACCGUGGAGGAGGUGCGGCGGAAGCCGCUGGCGGACGUCGCGGCCAUGGUGCGGGAGGCCAUCACGGCGAUCGACUACGACGAGUACGUGCAGGAGAUCAGCGACUGGGUGGAGGAGCACAAGGAGGAGAUCUUCGUGGAGUCGCCGCUGCUCGGGCUCGGCGCCCCGACGCUGAGCCAGACGGUGUUCGCGUCGUUCCCGCUCGACACGGACAUCGGCUUCGGCCAGGCGGCGCUCGCCAUGCCCGUCUUCCGCUACACGAGGCUGAGCUCCGGAUUCAUGGCCAUCAGCGCGCGCCCUGCGGGAGGCGACGGGUCCUGGUUCGUCAGCGCCUGCGUGUGGCCGCGCCUUGCGGCGGCGCUCGAGUCCGACGAGCAGCACAUCUUCAAGCCUCUCACGGCAGACUUUCUUGGCCUGGUCUAGACUGUUCCAGAGCUCGUCGGCGGCUGAGUGCCUCUUGGACCUUUCAGCUCUCUUUACCUCUUGUCGUUGUUUCAGUGUUCUCUCUCCUACGAGUAUUUUCCUUUUGUUUUCCUACCGUAAAAUGCCAUUUAUAUAUAUCUGUUGGAAUAUUGAAUUGCCCA
Messenger RNA from Panicum virgatum (switchgrass), 1725 nucleotides. RefSeq names its product coniferyl alcohol acyltransferase-like. Bases 155 to 1564 code for a protein of 469 amino acids. The transcript has 2 exons. Gene Ontology annotation, molecular function: acyltransferase activity, transferring groups other than amino-acyl groups. The record is from RefSeq and is a predicted model, not a curated record. NCBI's taxonomy places the organism in Eukaryota, Viridiplantae, Streptophyta, Magnoliopsida, Poales, Poaceae.